GUGGGAGUUAAUUAUUAGAAGUCACUAGGACCUCCCCUUUCCUUUGUUCUUCCUUGUGGACCUUGUACAUGGACUACAUUCAUGUCUUCAGAAUAUCCUCUACAUGUCUCUUUCUCUCCAAAUGGGACCUCGUUCAAACGGACUUUUGAACAGUUUGGUUACGAUUCAAGUCCCCCAAUGUCUAGCGCUAUCCAAGCCAGCGGCAGUGGUUCAGCAACCCAUAAUGCCCCGGCGGGCUCAAGUAGCAACACUAGCGGAAACGAAAGAAACAAGAGGGCAAGGAGUACCAGCAGUUCAUCUGUUAGCAAUAGCUCUGCAGAUUCUUCCAGGUCCUCCGAAUACAGUACAGCGCGAUCGAGUACCUCGCUGAGCGAGAGCUCUACUACCAACGACCAUAACCUCUCUCUUGAUCAGAACAGGAGAUCACCAACUUAUCAGCUUGCUUCAAUUGCUUCUACUACGAGCACCUUGACCUCACCAUCGCCUGCACUACCGGGCACCGAACCUCAGGAUGAGGUCAUGUCGGAUGGCUCUGGUUUUGCCUUGGAGAUCCCACGUCCCACACCUGUGCCAGAAGUAGCAUCAUCUACCACAACACAUGACACUAUUAGCAGCUCCAUAGAGCGUUUCAACGAAUUCGAUAGUCAUAUUGCAGCCCUCCGCCGUUCACAUUCACGUACCCCAUCUUGGCUCCCUGCCCCAUCUCCCGUACUUUCCCCGCUCGAAUCAUCCAACCAUACUACCGAGGCAUUUGAUAGCUGGGACUGGACUCAUUUUGGAGCUUCACCGGGCCAGUCACAGACAUCUGGGGAGGAUCGCCGACGUCGAUAUUCUACAGAUGCAACAACUUCCAUUGCGUCUGCGGGUACAUACGCUGCGGUUUCCAGGCAGGGUGACUCGUUAUCUUUCCAAACAUCAGAUGUCUUAUCACGUCCCGGCUAUACUGCCUCAUCAAGUAAUGCUUCCAAUUCUACAUCGUCAUCGGCCACCCCUCCUCAUCCGUCAUACCGCACAUCCUCAUCAGCUUCUUCAUCAGCAAGGACGGCCACAUUUUCCAGAGAAUCUGACCAGUUUACCAGCGGCUUCACUGGAUCGGUCGCUUCCAUACCAUCAGUCCUGCAACCUGGAAGAAACAAUACUGAUGCCCUAAGUGGACUCGACGGCAGGCAAGAUGUCCAUCAAGGGUCAGGUUCUAGCUCAUCCAAUUUGUCAUGGGCUGCCUUCGCUUCCUCUCGUCCCUCUUCGCCUGCCGCGCCAUCCCCAGAUGUAGUCACACGCCCAGGAUUCCUUGACAGCGUCUUCGAACCAGUACCUGGUACUAGGGCAUAUGCCGCAAGGCGUAGUGCUCAUUCAGAUACCGACUGGAGAUCCACGAGUUCUGCGCGUACUACGUCAGCAAGUACUUCAACGUCAUCCUCUGCAUUUGAUGACUCCAUUUCUCGCUUCGACAUUGCUAACGAGGAACGGCACCAAGAUACCUCGAACACAUUCGAGGAUAACAACCCACCACCUUCCGGCUCAUUGCAAGAGCUCACUGCACGUGCUAGGGCGGCUAUCGAACGCUCGCGUAACUCAAGUAUGACAACGUUAGCAAGUACUUCGACGUCAUCCUCUGCGUUUGAUGACUCCAUUUCUCGCUUCUACGUUGCUAACGAGGAACGGCACCAGGGUACCUCGAACACAUUCGACGACAACAACCCGCCACCUUCCGGCUCAUUACAAGAGUUCACUACACGUACUAGGGCGGCUAUCGAACGCUCGCGCAACUCAAUUCGCCCUCUCUCGGAGGCUUUCGAUACGUUUGCCAGAGAGCAGACAGCUGAAGAUUCUAACGAACCAGAAUUGUCAUUUGACCGUUUCUUGACGGAUUUCGAUGGAGAGGAUACCAUUGAUCUAUUUGACGAGAGAAGGCGCAGGGUGAUGGGUCGUAACCGUUAUAACAUUGCCGGCGAAGACGAUGAUGAUGACACCUCCCAUCCCGAUAGUGUACGUGAUAUCAUCCAAGGUCUUCACAAUGCCCGCGGUCUGCUCGAGCGUGGCGUAGAAACUGCUCGUUCGUUGUCCGGGACGCCUCCCCGACCUGAGCCCAAUCCUCCACCUCCGCCUCGCUACCGCCUUCACUCCCGCUUGUAUACUUCCGCCACGACGGUGUCUAGCAACUCUUUAGUAUCGGAGAGUGCUGCGGAGCAUCGUCGUACCAAUGCCAUGGCGCAACUUCGUUCCCAAGUGUUUAAUUCACGUCCCAACUCUGAUGUAUCGCCUCGAGACGGUCCAGGAUAUCCAAGUUUAACUGCUGCUGCUCGUUUGAGGCGCCUCAUAGCCACUCAAGCCGACUCUUCGUCCAACGCAUCUCGUCCUCCUGUGUCUAGUCGACCCAGCGAUCCUCCAUCAAGACCGUUCGGAUUCAGUAGUUCUGUGCCACCUCCGUUGCCACGAGGAGGCUUGAACGAAAGGGAGAGAGUCCGAUUUGCAGAGAUAUUGUCCGAACACAGACAUCCCCAGGCAAGAAUCGGGAAUAACAGAUCUCCGUCAAGAGAUCAUAACCACAUCUCUUCUGAAGACUCACCCGACAACAUCUUUGACCCCGUGUUUGCCGAGGUCGCGGAUUUUCGAAGUUCAGCGGAGGAAGACGCGCAGCCGCCGUAUGUGUACCGCUCACCUACACCACCGCUCCAUACUUUGCGUGCUGCGCGCUCCCGCUCUCCGCCGCAUAUCUCUUCGGAACGAGCACAGGUGUCUACUAGUGAUACGUCUGCAAGAUCCCAUCCUUUUAGCAACGUCGACUUGGAUAUGUUCCCACCUGGGAUAUACCGCGAUUCCUUACGAAGAUCGAUACAGGCCAGCCAGGGGCGUAGUAAUCCUCGCGUGCCUGUCCCUGAGCCUACCCUUUCUUCUUCUACCACGUUUUCAUUCGGAAACUCGGAUGAAGAUAAUGAUAGCGAUGACAUGGAUUCUUACUUUGGCGUCCUGGUGCGUUCCGUUUGUAAAUCACAUGUGGUACGUAUUUAGCACUGACUUAUUUGUGCAGCCAAGGCGUGGAAGGGAACACACAGCAGUCACGAGCGCACGGUUUACCUCGAGGCAUAUAAUGCCAGAGCCUGCUGCUCAAGCACCUCCCUUUGGUUUUGGCAGCGACUCUCAUGACACGCCUAAUAGCGUGUUCACUGCUGCGCGGAACCGUUUCCCUCCAUUGAGAGUUCAAGCAAGCGAUGAUCUUCUUACGAGGCAUCGCCUGAAUGAACCAGACAGUCCAAAUUCGCCUCUUGAUCCGUUCUGGACCAGCAGUAGACGAGAUGCCCCCGCGCGCAACCCUGGCCCCCAAUCUUCAUC
Molecule: messenger RNA, 3330 nt
Organism: Suillus paluster
Lineage: Eukaryota; Fungi; Basidiomycota; Agaricomycetes; Boletales; Suillaceae
Exons: 7
Coding region: 82-3009 (975 amino acids)
Source: RefSeq, a predicted model, not a curated record